AUGCAGCAGCUGGCUGAUGGGGAGGAGGGCUUAGGAGGAGGCGUGACAACAGCAGACAGCAGCAGCAGCAGCAGCAGCAGUAAUGUUCUCUGCUGCUGCUGCAGGAGCAGACCUGCUGCUGCAACAGACGCAGGUGGAGAUAGUGCUGCUGCUGCCAGCAGCAGCGGUGAUGUCCUCGUGGUUGCUGCUCCCGAUCUCAGGGCGUUGGCGCUGCUGCAGCACGGCAGCAGCAGCAGCAGCAGCGGUUGCGGUGCAGCAGCAGGAGUAGCAGCAGGAGACCCUUCUGCUGCUGGGGGUUAUUUGUUUUCGUCUGCGCGGCUGCAGGCGGCUGUGGGCGGCACUGGCGUUGCUGCUCAGGGCUACCGCAGCAGCAGCAGCAGCAGCAGCAGCAGCAGCAGCAGUGGGUAUCCAUCUGUAUGCAGCGAGUGGUAUAUGUGCAUGCACUUAGGUGCUGAGGCCGGGCGGGUGCUGCAGGUGGCUGAGCCUGUUGCUGCUCCUGCCUUUGGCGUGCUGCAGCAGAGCAGCAGCAUUUUGCCUUCUCCCUUCGAUACACGAAAAAGAAGACAGUGGCUGCAGCUCCCCUAUGCUGUUGACCCCUUUGCUGCUGCUGCUGCUGCUGCUGCUCCUGCUGCUGCUGCUGGGGGUUGUGUCCACGAAAAAGAAGACAGUGGCUGCAGCUCCCCUAUGCUGUUGACCCCUUUGCUGCUGCUGCUGCUGCUCCUGCUGCUGCUGCUGCUGCUGGGGGUUGUGUUGGUGCUGCUGGAGGAACAGCAGAGAGAACGGCUGCAGGGCAGCAUCAGUACCCUCCUAAGAGAGGGGCCCCUGGGGGCCCCCUCAGCGACUCUUUACGGCCGUAUGGGGGCCCCCCAUGGCUACGACGAUCUGUUUUCUCUGCACCCGGCUCCUGCUGCUGCUCAUCAUCAUCAGCAGCAGCAGCAGCAGCAGCAGCAGUAUGAGGAUGGCAGCAGCAGCUUAUACUUAUCUAUGGGGCCCCAGCGGAGCGGCCCCUGGCGGGUGUGUCAGCUCCUUGCUGAGCAUAUGAUGGAGGAGGCGCAGUUUGGGGGCAGCUCGAUGGCCGCUGUCUUCUGGCAGCUCCUCGCAGAAAAUAUUAACACCUUCGCAGCAAUGCAUGCAGCACACUCCUCCUCUCCCCCCCAGGGGGAGUGUUCAGAGCAGCAGCAGCAGCAGCAACAGCAACAGCAGCAGGCUGCUGCUGCUGCUGCCGCGAAAGGGGCAGGUGGAUGCAGCAGUGCAGCAACAGCAGCAGCAGCGGCAGCAAGUGCUGCUGCUGCUGCUGCUGCUGCAGGAGGCCAACAAAGCAUAGAGAAAACCGCAGCCAUUGCUGUCGCCUGGAGGAUGCUGACGGCACUGGAGCUGCGGCGAGAGGCAGCAGCAAACGUUGGGGUUGAGCUCGUCAGCGAGCAGCUGCUGCUGCCGUUCGUGCUGCAGCAACAGCAGCAGCAACAGCAACAACAGCAGCAACAGCAGCAACAGCAGAGCAUCCUGCAGCAGCAGCAGCAGCAGCAACAAAGUGUGCUGCAACAGCAGCAACUGCAGCAGGCAUGGGGCUCCAGAGUCCUUGGCUGCUUCCCCCAGCAGCAACAGCUGCAGCAGCAGCAGCAGCUGCAGCAGCAGCAGCCCUUCUCCCAGCAAGCAGGUGUAUCUCUGCUGCAGUCUUCCGUUGCGGCUGCUACCCAGCAGGUGGGGAGCCCCCUAGGGGCCCCCCUGGGGGCCCCCUUGGGGGCCCCCCUGCAGAGUCUGACGCCUACGGCGCGGGGCCUCAUCCUGUUUGCCUCGCGUCUGCUGCGGCCUCUGCUGGGUACUCCUUUGGUUGAGGCUGCUCUGUUGCCUUGUGGGUUGGCGCGUGCUGAGCAGCAGCAGCAGCAGCAGCAGCAGGAGGGGAGGAGCAGCAGGAAGAGAACACGUGAGUUUGAAUGGCAGCAAGAAGAGAUGAAUGCUGCAGCACAGCAGCAGCGGCUGUCUCCUUGUAUUGUCGGUAGACUCUCAGCUCAGGCUGUAGCCCGCCUACUAUACAAGAUCGCCUCUCUAUACGAGGUAAUUGAUGCGGUGUACACGACACUUUUCUUUUCGUUUGGGCAGCGGGCGUCUCUGCAGCAGCAGCAGCAGCAGCAGCAACAGCAGCAGCAGCAGCAGCUGUCUCGAGGCGCUUCUUGGGGGUUUCCCUCUCGCGGCUUGCCGCCGCACUUUGCUGCGCUGCGGCUGUCAGGGGGCCCCUACAGUGAUGGGGGCCCCCUGGGGGCCCCUGGGGGCCCCUCUGCUGCAGAAGUGGAGCAGCAUGAUAUGAUAUGGGAUUCAAUUCCGCUGGCUGAUGCUGUUGAGCUCAGUUAUGGCGUUAGCCGGGUGCUGGUGAUCGCCUCUGAAAUGCUGACGGCGUACCAGCUGCUGAUGCAGCAGGCGGAGUAUUCUAUACAGAUGGGCGCCAGCCGCUUUAUCGCUUCUUCUUUGUUUGAUUCUCUUCUUUAUAUUACACUAACAGAUUUGUAA
Molecule: messenger RNA, 2505 nt
Organism: Eimeria mitis
Lineage: Eukaryota; Apicomplexa; Conoidasida; Eucoccidiorida; Eimeriidae
Exons: 8
Coding region: 1-2505 (834 amino acids)
Biological process (GO): regulation of transcription by RNA polymerase II
Cellular component (GO): nucleus
Molecular function (GO): transcription cis-regulatory region binding
Source: RefSeq, a predicted model, not a curated record